AUGAGAAGAACAAAACGGUUUGGCAUACACUCAAAUAGAACUAUAAAAAGAUGCUAUGGAAGAAGAUGCUGUGAACACGAUCUAGCAAGAGUUGUAGAAUGGUCAUGCUCUAGAUAUACUAAUGUUGCUAAUUUUGAAGAAGCUAAGCAGAAUUGAGUUAAGUCAAAGCUUCAUAAACAUUUUUUUGGAAAUACGAUAUAUGGGAAAGGAAAAGUUCCAUUCGAUAGAACAACUCAUAGAAUAAGUCAACAUCGCCGCCAUUUUCUGUGGGAUAGGAUUGCCAAUAAUGAAGAAGAUGUGUAUAUAGAAAAAGACAUAGAAUAUGCUAAAUUUCUUUGGAGUUUCAGGGGCAUUUUAAAGGCUAAAUAUGCAUAA
Messenger RNA from Blepharisma stoltei, 375 nucleotides. NCBI's taxonomy places the organism in Eukaryota, Ciliophora, Heterotrichea, Heterotrichida, Blepharismidae. The record is from the annotation of a GenBank genome assembly.